GCUAAAUCGAAUGAUCGUGAGUAAUCGUUUUACUGUCUCGUGCAUUCUGCUUCUCCAGUUCCGCAAAAAACGUGCGUAACCGGUGUGCCGAUUGUUCCUACCCAAUAUUCUACUAAAAUGCAACCACAAAUCAUCCUGUUGAAAGAGGGGACUGAGGCUUCUCAAGGAAGGUCCCAAAUCAUUUCAAACAUCAAUGCUUGCCAGGCAAUCGUUGAUUGUGUUCGAACAACUCUUGGCCCCAGAGGAAUGGACAAAUUGAUGGUUGAAGCCCAAGGGAAAGCCACAAUUUCCAAUGAUGGAGCAACAAUAAUGAAAUUGCUUGAUGUUGUUCAUCCGGCUGCCAAAACCUUGGUAGACAUUGCAAAGUCACAGGAUGCGGAGGUAGGAGAUGGAACCACAAGUGUUGUCCUCUUGGCUGGCGAAUUUCUCAAGCAAAUGAAACCAUUCAUUGAGGAAGGUGUUCACUCUCAAAUCAUCAUCCGCAGUGUCCGUAAAGCUACACAGCUGGCUGUUCAGUUUAUCAAUGAAAUUGCUGUCAAGCCCAAGAAAGAUGAUGAGGUAGAACUGAGACAAUUGCUUGAGAAAUGUGCUGCCACUGCUAUGGGAUCAAAGCUAAUCAAUCAACAAAAAGAUUUCUUCUCAAAAAUGGUUGUAGAUGCUGUCAUGAUGCUUGAUGAACUUCUGCCGCUCAACAUGAUUGGCAUUAAGAAAGUUCCAGGUGGUGCAUUGGAGGAUACUCUGCUCGUAGCUGGUGUUGCUUUCAAGAAGACCUUCUCUUAUGCUGGAUUUGAAAUGCAGCCUAAACAGUACACUGAUCCCAAAAUUGCUCUGCUCAACAUUGAGCUCGAACUGAAGGCUGAGCGCGAUAACGCCGAAGUUCGUCUCGAGAGCGUCGAGGAAUAUCAAAAAGUGGUGGACGCCGAGUGGACUAUUUUGUACGACAAAUUGGAGAAACUGCAUUUGAGCGGAGCUAAAGCCGUUCUGUCCAAACUUCCGAUUGGCGAUGUUGCUACACAGUAUUUCGCCGAUCGUGACAUGUUCUGCGCCGGCCGAGUCCCCGAAGAAGAUCUCAAACGUACCAUGAAAGCUUGCGGUGGUUCCAUCUUAACCACAGUAGCUGAUCUUAGCGACUCCGUCCUCGGUACCUGUGAACAUUUCGAAGAGAGGCAAAUCGGUGGUGACAGAUUCAACAUUUUCACCGGCUGUCCUCAAGCUAAGACUUGUACUAUUAUUAUUCGUGGAGGAGCAGAACAGUUUAUGGAAGAAACUGAACGAUCUCUACACGAUGCCAUCAUGAUCGUACGUCGUGCCAAGAAGAACGAUGCCGUCGUUGCAGGUGGUGGGGCAAUUGAAAUGGAACUGUCAAAACAUCUUCGCGAUAUUUCACGUACGAUAGCCGGGAAAGAGCAGAUGCUAAUCAGCGCAAUUGCUCGAGCCCUUGAAGUCAUUCCGCGACAGCUGUGUGACAACGCUGGAUUUGAUUCCACCAAUAUUUUGAACAAGCUUAGACAAAAACACGCUCAAGGUAAUCGCUGGAUGGGUGUCGACAUUCUUAACGAAGAUGUUGCCGACAACAUGGAAAAGUGUGUUUGGGAACCUUCUUUGGUGAAAAUUAAUGCUUUGAGUGCUGCUUCCGAAGCUACGUGCCUCAUUCUUUCGGUGGACGAGACCAUUAAGAACCCUAAAUCUGGAGAAGGCCCGGCUCCCCAAGGCCGUCCUGGAGCAAGACGUCCAUUCUAGACACACUUCGCUUUGGCUUGAUCAAAAGACAGCACAUUUUCUUUCGUUACUUUUCAAUUUUGCUUCGCUACUUCCUCGGUCGUGUCUUGAUGUGAUUGUUGAAAGCCUGCUACUUGAUUAAUACAUUGCAACCACUCUCACACUA
Molecule: messenger RNA, 1885 nt
Organism: Daphnia carinata
Lineage: Eukaryota; Metazoa; Arthropoda; Branchiopoda; Diplostraca; Daphniidae
Gene: CCT7
Product: T-complex protein 1 subunit eta-like
Exons: 10
Coding region: 118-1740 (540 amino acids)
Biological process (GO): protein folding
Cellular component (GO): chaperonin-containing T-complex
Molecular function (GO): ATP-dependent protein folding chaperone; ATP hydrolysis activity; ATP binding
Source: RefSeq, a predicted model, not a curated record